Messenger RNA from Pseudozyma hubeiensis SY62, 2406 nucleotides. Its product is annotated as monovalent inorganic cation transporter. Gene Ontology annotation, biological process: proton transmembrane transport; vacuolar acidification; sodium ion transport. Gene Ontology annotation, molecular function: sodium:proton antiporter activity. Gene Ontology annotation, cellular component: fungal-type vacuole membrane; late endosome; early endosome. The transcript has a single exon. The coding region runs from base 1 to 2406 and encodes 801 amino acids. The record is from RefSeq and is a predicted model, not a curated record. Lineage: Eukaryota; Fungi; Basidiomycota; Ustilaginomycetes; Ustilaginales; Ustilaginaceae.
AUGUUGGCAAGGUGCGCGACACUUUUGGCGGUGGCAGCAGCUGCUGUUACUGCAGCAUCCACAUCGAGCGGUACUGCUUCAUCGACCUCAGUCACAGCUACAGCGACACCUACCAAGCCAGCUGCGCCCGCAAUACCUGUUCCAGAUGCAGAGCAGCAGGAACGCUUUUCCUCGCUCGCGCUCUUCCUCGUGCUGUCUCUGCUCAUCAUGUCCUUCUGGACAUCAUACUAUCUCAAGGUCAAGCGCAUCACGGCGGUGCACGAAACCAUCGUCGGCCUCUUUGCUGGCAUGUUCGUCGGUGUCUGUCUGCGCAUCGGUCCAGGCGAGCAGGUGCAGAACAUGCUCAGUUUCAGCAACACCAUCAUGCUCAACGUGCUGCUUCCACCCAUCAUCCUUGCAUCAGGCUACGACUUGCGACAGGAGAACUUCUUCCGCAACUUUGGCACCAUUCUCAUCUUCGCCUUCGCCGGCACCUUCAUCAGCGCUAUCGUGGUCGGUGUCAUUGUCUACCUCUGGUCGCUGCUCCACCUCGAGUCCAUCUCAUUGACGCUGCUCGAGUGUCUCAUCUUUGGCUCUACGUUGAGCGCCACCGAUCCGGUAACCAUCCUCGCCAUCUUCAACACGUACAAGGUGGACCCUCAGCUCUACUCGGUCAUCUUUGGCGAGAGCAUCCUCAAUGAUGCCGUGUCCAUCGUCAUGUUCGACACGCUUUCGACUUUCCGCGGCAAGGACAUCUACAUUUCGUCCAUCUUCCACGGUAUCGGCCUCUUCUUGGUGGUUUUUACGCUUUCGAUGAUGCUUGGCGUAUGUUUCGGUCUGGGAUGCUCGCUUUUGCUCAAGCACUCGCGGCUCAGCUCGUAUCCUCAGCUCGAGAGCUGUCUCGUGGCGCUGAUCGCUUACACGAGCUACUUUUUCAGCAAUGGCGUUACAAUGAGCGGAAUCGUGUCGCUCUUGUUCUGCGGUAUCACUCUCAAGCACUACGCAUACCAUAAUAUGUCGAGACGAACACAGCGGACCACGCGAUACACGUUCCAGACAUUGGCCAACCUUUCGGAGAACUUUAUCUUCAUCUACCUCGGUCUCAGUCUAUUCACCCAGGAGAUCUUGGUGUACAAGCCGCUGUUCAUCAUUGUCACCGUUCUCGCCGUCGUAGCGUCGCGAUACUGCGCCGUGUUCCCCAUCGCCAGCGUGAUCAAUGCUUUCAGGCGAGCACGCAGCAACCAACGAGCACGAGCCGCCGGAGGAGGGGGCGUGCCGCGCGGGACGGGCGACGAAGAGUUGCCGCGACAGUAUCAGAUCAUGCUCUUCUGGGCCGGUCUUCGUGGUGCGGUAGGCUUUGCGCUGUCGGCAGGUAUUGAGGGGCAGAAUGCGAUUGCUCUGCAGACGACGGUGUUGGUGACGGUGGUGCUGACCGUGAUCGUGUUCGGAGGAACCACGGCGCAGAUGUUGGAGAUCUUGGGAAUCCGAACGGGAGUGCAGGAUGAUGAGGGAGAGUCGGACGACGAGGACGAUGAAGACGAUGUGAUGCGGUUGAGAGGAAUGCAAAGGAGGAGCUACAUGGAUGCUAGCAAUUACCGCGAUGCGUCGGAGAGAGCUGGGUUGACACGGUCCGGCAAUCGAUUCGCAUCGGGAGGCAAGAAUGGGUACCGCGAUGCAAGCGCGAGCUCGAGUCCGCGUGCGUCGUUGAGCCACAGCGGCUCCGUGUACGCACGAGGACAGGGCGCGGCAGGGAAAUCCGGAAAUCCGCGUGGAGGAUUCGCCGAUGACUUGGACGAGGAAGACGAGGUGUCAUCUUUCUCCUCGGACAUGCUUCCAUCAAGGUCGUCAACACCGGGGCUUUCAUCCGGCCUGGGUCCGUUGAGCAGCAGCGCUGGCGGACCGGGACUUUCGAGUGCACGCUCACCGUCCAACGCUGGCUCUCUGCCGAGCUUGAGCGAGAUCCGUCGCGCAGUCAUCGAGGCAUCCUCCACCGACGGUUCGACGUCCUCCCCCGCCAAGCAGCUUCUCGACCGAGCAGGCCUCGUCAUGAAGGACGGCCAAUGGUUCCAAGCCAUCGAUCAGAAAUACCUGCUGCCGCUGUUCAGCAACUCGGUGGCGUCACGCAAGCACGAGGAGAAGAAGAUCGCGCGCCUAGCUGCCCGCGAUGCGGCGGCAAGUCAACUCGAUCUGUCUGGGCAAGCUGGCGAUACGAGCGCCGGUGGCAGGAGGAACUUCUUCUCGGUCGAAGAGGAUGGAGACGCGGAGCUGUAUCCUGCUGAACGCGAUGCGGUGGUGGUGGAUGAGGACGACGAGGAUGCGGGGACGAAUGUGUUUGAUGCAACGUCGUUCGCGAGUGGGAGGAGGUCGACGAGCGGUCGCAAUACGCCGACGAGAAGAACGUUCAGUCAGAACGAGGAUGGCGUUUGA